GUCUACGUGCGCGCUCCUAUCGCACACAAUAAUGUCUCGUUGCGAGUAGCGAUCGAUCAGGGUGAGCGUGUCAUUUGUUUCUUUGCUUCCUGUAUUUUUGGUUGUCAGCUUAAACAAAGCGUCUCGUAACGCAUAUGUGAGUUUUAGAUAACCCCGGGUCUACUUAGUUUAGAUAAGCUACACUCACGCCGUUGACGAUCUUCACUGGACGCAGGCUCCUCGAUGUGGGCCUCCUGCUGUAACUGGCUGUGUCUGGACGCACAGCCCGUGGAGGAGGAAAGGGGGCGCAGCCAGCGGCAGGCCUACACCAACUCGGGGUUCAGAGCCUCGCCCCCACGCCCCACUCCGGAGCACACCUGCAAGGCCUGCGGGAGCCACUUCAGCACCAGCUCCAGGAAGCACGUGUGCAUGGACUGUAAGAAGAGUUUCUGUGGCAGCUGCUCGGUGCAGCCUGCCCUGAGUCCCCGCAUGUGCCUCAGCUGCCAGCGGUGCUGUGGCACAGCGUUCUUGCGCACCGAGCUCAUGAAGCUCAAGGUGAAGGAGCUGCGAGACUACCUGCACCUGCACGAGGUCUCCACAGAGCUGUGCCGCGAGAAGGAGGACCUGGUGGAGCUGGUCCUGGGGCAGCACACUCCUCCCGCCAGCCAGGGGCCCAACCCCCCUGCCACCGGGGCCACGCAGGCCACCUCCCAGGGGGGCCCCUCCCCUCACACAGAACCUGCUGCGGAGCCACUCGCUGAGGAAGGCCAGCAGAACCUGGCUGCAGCGAUUCCCCCCAGCCAAGAGGGGGAGACACCUGCCUCUGGGAGUGGCGCAGAGGCCCAGGAGCAGGAGGAGGGGGAGACACAGUCCUCAGAUACGGAGGAGCCCCUCCCCCCGGGCCGCCGCGCCUCGCUGUCCGAUCUCAAGGAGCUGGAGGACAUCGACGCUCUCACCGUGAGGCAGCUCAAGGAGAUUCUGGCACGCAACUUCGUCAACUACAAGGGCUGCUGUGAGAAAUGGGAGCUCAUGGAAAGAGUGACCAGGCUUUACAAUGAGCAGAAGGAGCUGCAGGACUUGGUUGCAAGUAAUGGAGCUAACCGAGACACAGCUGCCCCCCCUGGCUCGGAGGAGAACCUGUGUAAAAUCUGCAUGGACAGUCCCAUAGACUGCGUCCUCCUGGAGUGUGGACACAUGGUCACCUGCACCAAGUGUGGGAAGCGCAUGAGCGAGUGCCCCAUCUGCAGGCAGUACGUGGUCAGAGCUGUGCAUGUCUUCAAGUCCUGAUAGUCACAGGACAGCCGUGUCAGGACAGCCUUAAAGGAACCAGGCACACCAUCUCUCUGUCUAUCUAUCUAUCUAUCUAUCUAUCUAUCUAUCUAUCUAUCUAUCUAUCUAUCUUUGAAAACCAAAGGUUUCUCUUCUUUUACAACUGCUCCCAUUGGAAAAGCACUGGGACUUGGAGAGAGUCUCCCUGUGAUGCUUCAUAUCAGCAGGGACUGAAACUGCGAUUCAGAUCUCUGAAUAAUCCUUCUUCACGCCCCCAGUCUCACGUUUUAAUGGAAGAGGAAACUCCCAGGCUGAAGUUGCAAUCCACAAUAUCUUCAUGGUUUUUUUUAUUUAUUUAUUUAUUUUUAGCUGAAAAGACACGUGUUCUCCCUGUCUUCCCUUGGUAGGGGAAGCCCAGGAUCAGUUUGAUUUCAGGAGGAGAACUUUUGCAAUAAUGAGUGUUUUUUUUUAUAAUUUUAAAGACCAGUUUUUGGUUAGGCUACGCAGGUAUAACACAGAGGCUAUCCUUUAUUUUCUCUGUGUUACAUCCUUCAGUCAGGCAUGGGAUCUACCAGCUGGCCUAAGCCUGAAACAUGUGCCUCGUCAAAGGCUCUUCAACAUCACUAGCAGAGCUUUUACCAUGUCCUAAUUCAGUAUCAGUAAAAGGGAACAUGAUCGCUGAGGCCAGUCAUCCCCUUAAACUCCACAUUAGAAUCCAAUGAUGGUUAGACAUUUCUUUUUCCUUUUUAGUUUAUUUGUAUUCGUUAUUUAAAGCAGUAGUCAUGGCUUGUCGUGGUCACAAUAUAUUCUGACUGCUAUUCAGAGGGUGGUUUUAAAAAGAUUUUGCUGAAUGCUGGAUCAAAUACUAACCUGAGCAUUUUACAGUGUUUACAUGCUUAAGCACAUAGUCUAACAGAAUGUAUUGCAUACAGUGUGCCUUAUAGCAUGGAGAUCGCUGACUGUGUUGAUGUGUUACUCGCUGAGUUUGGGCGUUUCUGUGACACAGUACAGUAGAGAUUAAACUACAGAGGUCAUACAGGAACAAAGCUCUCUCAGUGAGGAAGAACUACAUACCGUUCCUGCGUAUCAGCAAAUACAUCUAGAUCAUCUUGAAUAUUUAAAGCCAGACUGGUUUCUUACUCACUCAGGAUACAACUCAAGAACUUUGUGUUCAAGUGUUUUAUUUUGUUUUUAUUUGUUUGUUUUGUAUCUUUUUUUAAGAGAAUGCUUCAAGUUAAUAAACUACUGAACAGUGCUUCAGCUGUGCUUGCUUAGCAGGAUUGGAAUUUAAGGACAUACCUAAACCAGUUGGUAUGUGCCCUUACUGGUUUCAGGGAACCAAUCGGUGCCUAUUUCUUAGCCAUGUCAUUUAGGGUCCUGGCAAUUCCGAUGCAGUUAAAGGGGAAGCUUUAGAUAUCUUUUAUAAUAAAAUCCUCCUUCUAGUAAAUUUAAUCUCUACUAAAUUUUGCAUUUUGCAACACUAAGCUGUAAAUGCUCAAUAGUGAAAAUGAAUUUGGUUGUGUAGUUACAAAUGUUUCGAUAUUUUUUUUAAUUCCCUUUCCAACCCAGCAUCCUCUGUAGAGACUCCCCAGUUUUCCUCAUCGCUGUCUCUGAAUUGCAUAUGGAUCCGUCGGUUUUUCGUAAUUCAGCAAUUACAAUGCUCGCUGUGGUGAAGUUGGCUGUUAUUAAACCAGGAUGCCGAAUGUAAUACAGAUUGUGGCUGCAGUUCUCUGUAUGCAGUGAGGUGGAGAGGAAACUCGACAGAUGACACAAAUUAGCUGCAAUGGCUCAAAUAUAUCAUUUCAUUUAGCAAUGCUUUGCUAAUUCAUGGGAGACAUUAUAAUAUGGCAAUUUAGGCUUGUGGCUGCAUGGUUGGUGCAGACUGGGGCAGGAAAUCCUGAACACAUGGUGUUGAGUUGAGGUGGGCUGGACCCCCAUGUGCCUCACAAUACAAAUCUGGACUAUCUUGCGUAGAUAGUUUUAUUGUAUUUUCAUAGCAGAGGCUAUUGGCUUCACGUAAGCUGCCUUCAAAGUAAAUGCCCUGAUGCUCGUAUGUGUGGAGCGAUCCAGCUUUUGUAUUUUAAACUAUUUUUCUUAUAUGAGGGUGUAUGAAAAUUCGAAUGCUAAAAAAUCAUCUGCAAACAAUUUCAUUUUGAGAUGUAUUCGUUAAGAAAGAAUAUUGAUUUAUGAGAUGUAAAUGCUGACUUUGAGGAGUGUAUAUAAUGUAUAUAGGGGGACACAGCACACACAUGACUGGUGUUUGCGAACGUCAUCCAGUUAACCAUGUUAUUGAAAGGUUACACUGGAGCUGAUAGGGAGUGUGUUCAGCCUGCAGUACCAAUAAUGCACAGAUGUGGAGGUACUCCACUCGGGGAACCUGCAAGUUAAUCCACCUUUACUUCUGCAUACUUGUCUAUCAGUAAAAAUUCAGUCAGCAAAACGUUCAGUGGAUGGGUUGUUUCUGAUGUUAAAAAUCUCCACCAUCUAAUUACUGCUGGGGUGAUAACACCAUUUUCAUUUUCUGUUUAUUUUAUGUACAGAUAUUCAUAUAAAAUACAUGAAAUCCAACACUCCGUAGUAUUUCAUUUCUUUAGGAACAGCAGCCUAUGCUAUAUAUGUUAACGUAUGCUGUGUGGGGACUCGCUGCGGAGAGGAGAAAAAAGAUAAUUGGACAUUCCAAACUGGGGAGAAAAAUAAAUACAAAUAAUAAUUGGUCACUCAAAAAGAAAAAUAAUAAUAAUAAUGUGCAUAAUAAUGAAGUGCUAAUUGAAUAUCUGCUUGUAUCUAGAAAUGCAGUGGUGUUUCUGCAUGUGGCCGUGCUUUUCUUUGUAUUCCUGUGUUGCAGGGAAGUGGAGUAAGCCUCCCCAAUCCUUUGAAGGGAUAAUGCUUGUGAAUUGAAGAAGCAUGUGUACAUCAAGUCUGAUUAAUUAAUGAAAAAGGAUGAGUGUCGGGCUCUAUCUGAUCCACAACAGGAACAAUGCGUACAGCUAUUUGGCUAAUGCCUUCCUCUGUGUGUUUACAUUGCAUUAUCUGUAAUGUCUAUAUACAUUUUACCAAGGAAUUUCUCCCAUGCUUGGAUGUGGGUUGGCUGUUGUGAAAUUGGGGACAGACAGGUUUGUCAAUUUGUUCCAGUGGCUCUCAAUAGUAAGUCUCUUCACCACUACACAAGUCUAUGAAAGAGAAACUCUCUGCAAAACUACAGAGCAGGAACUGUUGAAACUAUCCAGGGGCAGUCUUUCUGUAAACGUACUCUGUGCUGAAAGCAUUAAAGCAAGUUUUAUUUGUACAUUU
This is a messenger RNA of Acipenser ruthenus (sterlet), 4539 nucleotides long. Its product is annotated as E3 ubiquitin-protein ligase rififylin-like. Lineage: Eukaryota; Metazoa; Chordata; Actinopteri; Acipenseriformes; Acipenseridae. The transcript is spliced from 7 exons. Gene Ontology annotation, molecular function: ubiquitin protein ligase activity. The record is from RefSeq and is a predicted model, not a curated record. Gene Ontology annotation, biological process: proteasome-mediated ubiquitin-dependent protein catabolic process; protein K48-linked ubiquitination; negative regulation of extrinsic apoptotic signaling pathway via death domain receptors. Bases 223 to 1266 code for a protein of 347 amino acids. Gene Ontology annotation, cellular component: cytoplasm; plasma membrane.